AUGCCUUCUUUACACCUCACACCGCUGUCUGCCCUGCGCAUAAGCGCACACUACAUUCCCUCUCAUGCCCUAAUUCCAAACACAACACCACGCGGCCACCCGCUUAUAAUCUACCAUUCGGCUUUUCCUCCAUCAACUUCUCCUUCGACUCUAGAAGCCCAUGUCCCUCGCAACGGUCUUUCCCCCCAGUGGCGCUACACAAUGUACUCGACGACACACUACCACUCGACAACGCAUGAGUUUCUGUGUAUUUUUUCUGGGCGUGCACAGCUACUAUUCGGAGGAGAAUCUAAUCCUGGCAAGAUAGAAGCCGAAGUAAGCGCGGGAGAUGCUGUGCUUGUGCCGGCUGGAGUUGGACAUCGGCUAGUGGAGGAUGUAGAUGGAGGGUUCACCAUGGUGGGGAGCUAUCCAAAGGGGUGUAGCUGGGAUAUGUGCUAUGGAAAAGAGGGCGAGGAAGGUAAAGUAGAAGCGGUGGGCCGUGUAGAAUGGUUAAAGAAGGAUCCACUGUAUGGGGAUGAUGGACCGGCUGUUUGGGAGAAGGAGAAAUUGGACCAGCUUCGGGGAGACAAGAGUGAGCUGUGA
Messenger RNA from Bipolaris zeicola 26-R-13, 582 nucleotides. RefSeq lists its product as uncharacterized. The record is from RefSeq and is a predicted model, not a curated record. NCBI's taxonomy places the organism in Eukaryota, Fungi, Ascomycota, Dothideomycetes, Pleosporales, Pleosporaceae. The coding region runs from base 1 to 582 and encodes 193 amino acids. The transcript has a single exon.